Molecule: messenger RNA, 1067 nt
Organism: Aspergillus homomorphus CBS 101889
Lineage: Eukaryota; Fungi; Ascomycota; Eurotiomycetes; Eurotiales; Aspergillaceae
Exons: 3
Coding region: 1-1050 (349 amino acids)
Source: RefSeq, a predicted model, not a curated record
AUGGCCGCCGCCGCCGUCCAAGCUCCCAUCGCCAUCCCGGCGCCCAUCGCGCCACCCACCGUAAUCGCCCCGACCACACUGCGGGCCACACGACCAACCAAGCAAAUCCCGCAAUCCCUGAUCGAUAAAGCCCGAGCAGUCGAGAAAGUCGAGUUCGACGCAACGAAGCACCUGGCAGCCGCGGAGCCAGGCAAGGUGUUCACGAUGAAUGACCUCGGGUUCGAGGGAGCGGGCAUCUCACCCACCGCGCUCUCGGAGCCAUUCCCCCUCUUCACGCCCGAAGCCGUACAGCAGAUCCGGGCGGAGAUCUUCAGCGAGCCCGUCCUCCGCGACUGCCAGUAUGCGUCGAGCUUCGCGACGAACAUGAUCCGUGGAUACGGGCCGCAACGCGCGCCCUUCAUCUUCAACGCCUGGAACAGCCCCGAGUUGCUGGCGACCAUCUCCAAGGUAGCAGGGAUCGACCUGGUGCCCGCGAUGGACAUGGACGUAGGCCACGUCAACGUCUCGGUCAACGACAAGGACGCGCACACCGUCGAGGUCAAGCGCGACGAGUCGGGAGACGACAGCAUGCCGGCCUUCGCGUGGCACCACGACAGCUACCCAUUCGUGUGCGUGACGAUGCUGUCGGACUGCGAGGGGAUGGUGGGCGGCGAGACGGCGGUUAAGACGGGGAACGGGGAGGUGCUGAAGUUCCGGGGUCCGUUGAUGGGCACAGCAGUAGUAAUGCAAGGCCGCUACAUCGAACACCAAGCGCUGAAGGCGCUAGGCGGCCGCGAGCGCAUCAGCAUGGUGACCAGCUUCCGGCCACGGAACCCGCUCGUGAAGGACGAGACCGUGCUGGCCAGCGUCCGCGGCAUCAGCGAGCUGCCCGAGCUGUACAGCCAGUACGCGCUGUACCGGCUGGAGAACCUGGAGGAGCGCCUGCGGGCGCAGCUGAAGACGCUUCGUGAGCAGCAUGCGCGUCGGCAGUUUGAUAUCACCCGGAUCCGGGGCGCGUUGGCGGAGCAGCGGGAUUUCUUGGAUUGGACUAUGGGGGAGUUGAUUGUGUAGAGUAGCUUCAAGGUUCU